Messenger RNA from Osmerus eperlanus (European smelt), 1074 nucleotides. Its product is annotated as lecithin retinol acyltransferase-like. The transcript is spliced from 4 exons. Bases 1 to 723 code for a protein of 240 amino acids. Lineage: Eukaryota; Metazoa; Chordata; Actinopteri; Osmeriformes; Osmeridae. Gene Ontology annotation, cellular component: rough endoplasmic reticulum. The record is from RefSeq and is a predicted model, not a curated record. Gene Ontology annotation, biological process: vitamin A metabolic process; retinol metabolic process. Gene Ontology annotation, molecular function: phosphatidylcholine-retinol O-acyltransferase activity.
AUGUUCCCUCUCUACUUCCUUGGACUCCUCUUUAUCGCGCCCCGGACAGACGACAAGAGAGAGGAUAGAGAGAGCGGGAAGGAGAGAGAGAGCGGGAAGGAGAGAGAGAGCGGGAAGGAGAGAGAGAGCAGGGCUAGGAGCGAGCGAGGGUGCACUGGGUUUGAUCGUGGGGACGUGCUGGAGGUGUCCCGGGCUGUGUUCACCCACUACGGGGUGUACCUGGGGGGGGGCAGGGUGGCACAUCUGGUACCAGACAUCCUGCCUGUCGUGUCUGACGACCUGCAAGCCAUCGCUCAGACCGUCACCAACACCAGGUUCCUGCUGGGGAUACUGGCUAAGGUGGCGAGUGUCAGGAUGGACAAGGUGGAGGACUUUGCUUAUGGAUCAGAGAUCGUCGUCAACCGCACAGACAAGCUGGUUAGCCGUCCCCCCCUGCAGGGAGAGGAGGUUGCUCGCAGAGCAGAGAAGCUCCUGGGUCUAGCAAACUUCAGCCUGCUGUGGUGGAACUGUGAACACUACACCAUGUACUGUCGCUACGCUAGCAGCAUGAGCUUCCAGAGCGCUCAGUUCUGCUUAACGGCGCGAAAAUACCUUUUGAGGCGGGCGAGCGCCUACCUGAGUGCAGCCCUCGGGCUGUUCCUGAUGGUCUACCUGGACGCGGUGUCCCUGUUCUCGGCCUUCGCCAUCUUCUUCGUCUCCAUCAACGUCUGGAUGGCCGUUUAGGAACUAGGCCUAUACCGAACGGUAACGGACCAACGGGUGUCGGAAAGGACAGAGUGAAAAAUAAUAAUAAUAAUACGGGAGUAAACGGUUAGUGUAUAGAACGUUAAUGAACUGUUUUGUGAUCUAAUAUUUUUUUCGUGGAGAGUUGUUCUUCACAAGGACAUUGUAGACCUAGUCUCAUUGUAGGCUAAAUCCUUCACUCCUAUUGAGGCCUAUUGUUAGAACUAUGCACCUUGAUUCUUUUUUUAUUUUAUUUUUUUCUGUAUAUAAUUAACUCAGCCAAUGUGUGCAUUUCGACCUGCAUGUAAAAGUGAAAUUGUUUAACGUUAACAUUAAAGACCGUGUAAUUUU